GGCGGCGGUCACGUGAUCAGGGCCAACAUGGCCACCGCCGCCGCUGGGAGCUGAAGUGCCGCCGCCGCCGGGCAGCCGGGGGGAAUCCGCUCGCAUCGCCGCCCUCGCCGGCCGGGCGGCCGCGGGGCCCGGAGCGCCGGAAGCCGGGGCUGGGACGGCACCGCGCGGCGGCCCCGGGGUCCCGUUAGAGCAGCCCCCGGCGGCUAUGCCGAGGGCCCGGAGCGGCCGGCGGAGCAGGGGGGCCGGCGGGAGGGAGGAAGUAGACCUUCCUGCGAGUGCGAGCCAACCGGCAGACCCGGCUGAAUGCUCGGAUUGGGAAAAUGAAACGGAGGAAGCAAGAUGAAGGGCAGGUAUGUCCCCUGUGCAGCCGCCCCCUGGCAGGAUCGGAGCAGGAGAUGAGUAGGCAUGUGGAGCAUUGCCUUUCUAAGAGGGAAGGCUCCUGCAUGGCUGAGGAGGAUGCUGUGGACAUCGAGCAUGAGAACAGCAACCGCUUUGAGGAGUAUGAGUGGUGCGGGCAGAAACGGAUACGGGCCACCACUCUCCUGGAAGGUGGUUUCCGAGGCUCUGGCUUCGUCAUGUGCAGCGGCAAAGAGAAUCCGGACAGUGAUGCUGACUUGGAUGUGGAUGGGGAUGACACUCUGGAGUAUGGGAAGCCACAAUACACGGAGGCUGACGUCAUCCCCUGCACAGGCGAGGAGCCUGGUGAAGCCAAGGAGAGAGAGGCGCUCCGGGGUGCAGUCCUAAAUGGCGGCCCUCCCAGCACGCGCAUCACACCUGAGUUCUCUAAAUGGGCCAGUGAUGAGAUGCCAUCUACCAGCAACGGGGAGAGCAGCAAGCAGGAGGCCAUGCAGAAGACAUGCAAGAAUAGUGACAUCGAAAAAAUAACCGAAGAUUCAGCUGUGACCACAUUUGAGGCCCUGAAGGCUCGGGUCAGGGAACUUGAACGGCAGCUAUCCCGUGGGGACCGCUACAAAUGCCUCAUCUGCAUGGACUCAUACUCGAUGCCCCUAACGUCCAUCCAGUGUUGGCAUGUGCACUGCGAGGAGUGCUGGCUGCGGACCCUGGGUGCCAAGAAGCUGUGCCCUCAGUGCAACACCAUCACAGCACCCGGAGACCUGCGGAGAAUCUACUUGUGAGCUAGCCACCCCAGGCAGGCCUUGCCUGAAGCAGCCCCACCUGCCGCCUCUGUGAUGUGACCCUAACCCUUGUACAUACUUGCACACAGGUUCCCCAUGUACAUACAUGUACACACGCACGCACACACACAGGCCUCUGGAGCCAGAGUGGAUGUAGAGGCCCAGGCCCUGCCACACUCCCACCAGGAUUGGGGACCAUACCUGUUCCAGGUUCUGUUCCCAGGGUGGGGCAGGGAGGUGUAGGUGGGGUGGGUAGCAGGGCAAGGCUCCUGAGAUCCAGCCCCCAGACCGACCGACUGACAGACAGACAGAUAGACAUGCAAACACCAGACUGAAGCACAUGUAAUAUAGACGUGUAUGUUUACAAUGUUGUGUAUAAAUGGGAUAACUCCCCCCUCGCCUCUCCCGUCCCCUUUGGUUGUAUGAUUUUCGUUUUUUAAGAACACCUGGAAGCAGUGCCUCCUUCAGGGCUGGCUGGGGGCUCGGCCCAUCCACCUCUUGGGGUGCCUGCCUCUCCCUCUCCCAUGGUGUCCCUUCCCUCUCCCAUGUGCUCGGUGUUCAGUGGUGUAUAUUUCUUCUCCCAGACAUGGGGCACAUGCCCCAAGGGACAUGAUCCUCUCCUUAGUCUUAGCUCCUGGGGCUCUUUAUAAGGAGUUGGGGGGGAGGAGGCACAAAAAUGGGAACCGAGCCACAGCAGGGGCUGAGAUUGGGGCUGGAUGAGGGUGCUCCUGGCUGCCCAGCCUUCUACCAAGAACCAGUCCUGGGAUUAGAGCUGCUGUUCCCAGGGAAGAGUGUCGUCUCCCCGCCCCUCCCGUGGGCCCAUGGUGUGAUGCUGUGUCUGUAUAUUCUAUACAAAGGUACUUGUCCUUUCCCUUUGUAAACUACAUUUGACAUGGAUUAAACCAAUAUAAACAGCU
Molecule: messenger RNA, 2053 nt
Organism: Myotis daubentonii (Daubenton's bat)
Lineage: Eukaryota; Metazoa; Chordata; Mammalia; Chiroptera; Vespertilionidae
Gene: RNF220
Product: ring finger protein 220
Biological process (GO): protein ubiquitination
Molecular function (GO): ubiquitin protein ligase activity; metal ion binding
Source: RefSeq, a predicted model, not a curated record